Lathyrus oleraceus (garden pea) is the source of this 879-nucleotide messenger RNA. Its product is annotated as protein C2-DOMAIN ABA-RELATED 1. The record is from RefSeq and is a predicted model, not a curated record. The coding region runs from base 169 to 666 and encodes 165 amino acids. The transcript has 3 exons. Lineage: Eukaryota; Viridiplantae; Streptophyta; Magnoliopsida; Fabales; Fabaceae.
AAUAAAGACAGGAACACAAGUAAGAAAGAAAGAAGUUCAUAAAUUGAAAAUAAAUAUUCGUACUAUACUUUAGUCAAGGGUCCCACUCCUCUGCCAUCACAUUUUCUCUCUUGAAAAUUCAACUCUGCUGAACUUCAACACAUUAUCACAAAAACAUAUUCUGUGUCCAUGGAGAAUUUGUUGGGAUUGCUCAAAAUUCAUGUUCAAAGAGGAGUCAAUCUUGCUAUCAGAGAUGUCAAAACCAGUGAUCCUUAUGUUGUCAUCAAAAUGGAUAAACAGAAGCUGAAGACUAGGGUAGUGAAGAAGAAUCUAAAUCCAGAGUGGAAUGAAGACUUGACUUUAUCAAUUUCAGAUCCUAAAACUCCAAUUCAUCUGCAUGUGUACGAUAAGGACACAUUCAGCUUGGAUGACAAAAUGGGGGACGCGGAGUUUGACAUAGGUCCGUUUGUUGAAGCAAUAAAGAUGCGGUUGGAAGGUCUUCCGAACGAAACUAUAGUUACAAAGGUGGCGCCUAGCAGACAAAAUUGCUUAGCAGAAGCAAGUCACAUUGUUUGGAAAGAUGGUAAAGUUUUUCAAAACAUGGUUCUUAGACUAAGAAAUGUUGAAUGUGGGGAAGUGGAACUUCAAUUGCACUGGGUUGAUAUUCCAGGUUCAAGGGGUAUGUAGGUUGAUAAAUACUUGUUGAAUGGUUAUAGAUAUGAGAGUUGUUGUUGCACUGUAAAACAAUAACUUCUUAUGCUUUAAUUUGUCUUCUGUUAUGAUUUUUUUUACUUUUUCACUUAAGCUACAAAUUGUUCAACUUGUUGAACAAUGAAAUAUAUAUAUUUUAUGCUGGUUUGGUUUAAUGAAAUAUAUAUAUUUUAUGCUGGUUUGGUUUAA